Molecule: messenger RNA, 1464 nt
Organism: Aspergillus homomorphus CBS 101889
Lineage: Eukaryota; Fungi; Ascomycota; Eurotiomycetes; Eurotiales; Aspergillaceae
Exons: 7
Coding region: 1-1260 (419 amino acids)
Biological process (GO): regulation of DNA-templated transcription
Molecular function (GO): DNA binding
Source: RefSeq, a predicted model, not a curated record
AUGGCGGAGGAUUUCGCUGGUCCUCCCAAAUACUGUGAUGAGGUUCUAGACCUACCCCCUCUUGAUCCGCGCAUCCCCGACGCUCCUGGGGCGGUGGCCGAUACGACAUCUUCUGAAUGUGGCACGUAUGCAAAGAGAAAUCAUCAGCGAUUGUCGAACGAGGCAGUGAAAGUGUUGCGGUCAUGGCUCCAAUGCCAUCGGACUUACCCUUACCCCACGAAAGAGGAGAAAGACACAUUCCAGCAACAGACGGGGCUGAGUCGCGCCCAGAUAUCGGACUGGUUUAGCAACGCACGACGACGCAACCUCGUAGGCAUUGCGCCGCCGGCAGCCAGAAAAUUGACAGCUACGGUCGAUCCCUCUCUGCAAUCUCCUCUGGAAAGAUGGAAAAACUCCCCACCCGGAAGUGAGGCAGCCACAACCUCGGACAUCAUGCGAGCACUGCGAACUAUACGAGACCCGGGUGACAAUGAUAAGCACACCGCCUCAUCGGCAUCGCACACGAUCAAUUGUAGCCACUCAUGGGGCUCUGAGCUUUCGUUCGGCCAGCACAUGCAUCAUCAGCCCACCGAACGCCAGAGAAUAGAACAACGCUGCUACCAGUGCACGUUCUGCACGGAUUCAUUUAGCACCAAAUAUGACUGGGAGCGACAUGAAAAGACCUUGCACCUUCCUGUGGACGUAUUGAUUUGCGCCCCUGACGGUGGUAUCACGUCCCUUGAGGGCGUUCCGACCUGCGUGUUCUGUCGGACCGCAAACCCGGAUGACGGCGUCGCAAAACGGGCGUGCUCCCGCAAAGACUACCUGCGGCAGCAUCUUAAACUUUCGCAAUACGCCGAGUAUCAUUCCGGCCUCAUGGACGGAUGGCGAGCGUCCCGCACGCCACACAUUGUCUCCCGCUGUGGACUUUGCGACGCGGCCUUUACGUCUUGGAAGGAGCGCGUGGACCAUGUAGUGGCGCACUUCAAGAAUGGGGCUGACAUGGCGGAGUGGAGGGGAAACUGGGGAUUUGAGACCGACGUGCAGCAUCUCCGUGGAGCGCUGGUCGCUUAUAUCCGCAGUCAAACUGCGGUCGGGGUCUUCCCGUCAGAUGAAAUGCUUCAGCAAAAGGCCCGCCAAUUCUCAUACGGUGGUGAUGACCUUUGGGAUCAGACCUAUGCGGACUAUCAUCCCUUGUGGUUGGAGACUGUCAAGCAAGAAGCGGAGAUUCAAGAUCUUAUGAAAGGCAGCAUCUACCGAGCAAAAACUAUUCCACCUUAGACUUGAGAGCCCCGGUCUUUUAGAUAUCCGUUACAGUUUUUCAUGUUUGUUUAUCUCGAGCUUUAUCCUUACUAUGUUACAUCGUUUAUCGAUGGUUUUGAUUCUCGAGACCCGAGCAGUUCUGGCAACAGGAGAAAAACAAGAUAUUUGGCGUUCUGCCGAGAACUCUCUGCGAACUGGAAUCGAUCCGAACGAUGAUGGCUC